This is a messenger RNA of Danio aesculapii, 1020 nucleotides long. RefSeq lists its product as uncharacterized. Gene Ontology annotation, cellular component: external side of plasma membrane. The transcript is spliced from 5 exons. Lineage: Eukaryota; Metazoa; Chordata; Actinopteri; Cypriniformes; Danionidae. The record is from RefSeq and is a predicted model, not a curated record. Bases 1 to 627 code for a protein of 208 amino acids. Gene Ontology annotation, biological process: T cell costimulation; negative regulation of T cell proliferation; positive regulation of T cell proliferation.
AUGGCACAUGUACAUCUGUGGAUGUUUUUAAGCAUCCUCUCAUCUUUGCAGUGCCUCAUAAAUGCCUGUGCUCCAUCUAACAGUGGGUUGAGGAACGUGAGCGCUUUUUCCGGAGAGUCUGUGUUGCUGCCCUGCUCCUGUACAGACACCCAGCACAGGCCCAACAGCGUUUCGUGGGAGACCAACAGCAGAAGAGCGUCGAAAGAUGCCCUGUACACGGAUAUAACCAGUGUGUUUGAGCUGUACAGACACAGAAUUACGCUUUUCAACCAGACCUCACCUGGAAACUUCUCUCUGCUGCUGUCAGACCUGACCGAGGAAGACCAGGGCUCGUACGUCUGCUUGUUAGAUAAAACAUCCAGAUUCACUGACAUCUAUGUUAAAAAAAGACCUAAAAGUCCAGCAUUUUCUCAGACGAGUCUCAGCGUGUUGAUCUCUGUGCUGUUUCUAGCAUUAGCCUCAGGAGGAGCUACUGCCAUCUACUGCAUACACAGAGCACGAAUGGAGGCUGGAGAGAUGAAUGUGGAAAAUAAUAUGGAUGAUCACAAUUCAACAUACGGCAAACUGCAGAGAAAAUAUAAUGCUGAGGAAAUGUAUGGAACAAUCGGCAACAGACAUAAAGAUUAAUAGCUGAGUUGAAAGCAGCUCAAAAUAAAAUAUGACAAAGCAUCAGAUAUGUCAAUAUCUGUAAAUCAUAGGCCUUUAAAUACUUCUAUUGCUUUUUAUUGUUGUUUUUGUUUUCCCUUUCAUUUUUUUUUUUUUUUUUUUUUUUUUGCGAUUGGCUAAUGCAUUUUAAAAGUGACUUUGACAGCAGAUGGUGCUGUAGUUGCACUGUAGAGGUACUAACAUUGGCAUCUGACAAAGUUAAACUAUGUUCCACUAGUGACAUCUGGUUGGCAUGUGCCAAUAAAACUUGAACUGCAUCCUGCAUCAAUGAUAUUGUUGAGAUUUUCUUUGUCAGAAUGUUCCAUCCAUCUAUACUUUAUCUCCAUUUUAAUAAGUUUAAAUCAUAAGAUUGUG